AUGGGAGUGGUCAGUCAGGUUCGACUCCUGCUAUGGAAGAACUGGACCAUCCGCAAGCGACAGAAGGUACGGUUUUUCAUGGAGAUCAUGUGGCCUGUGAUGCUGUUCAUGGGGCUUGUGUGGCUGCGAAGAGCGAACCCGCUCUACCGCCAACAUGAAUGUCAUUUCCCCAACAAGGCCAUGCCCUCCACAGGGAUCUUGCCCUGGAUCCAGGGAAUCUUCUGCAAUGCCAACAACCCAUGUUUUCAAUACCCCACCCGCGGUGAAUCCCCCGGCCUGGUAUCCAACUACAACAACUCAAUAUUGGCUCGGUUCUACGCAGAUGCCCACGAGCUUCUGUUUAGUGACCCGGAGUUCCUUCAGCUGAGUCGCCUCUGGAGGGAACUGACUGCCAUGAGCAGUUUCAUGGACGUCCUACGCAUCCGUCCUGAACUGGUCUCAGGGCGUGGAGUGAAAGUGGAUGAUAUUUUGAAGGACGAUGAGGUUCUGACUUCCUUCCUGCUGAGGGACAUUCCUCUGACUGAAUCUGUCGUCUACCAGUUGGUCAACGCCCACAUCAGGCCUGAGCAGUUCGCCCACGGCGUCCCCGAGCUGCACCUGAAGGACAUCGCCUGCAGUCUGAGCCUACUGGAGCGCUUCCUCAUCUUCCCCAGCAGCAGGGGGGUCUACGCCGUCCGACACGCCAUGUGCGUCCUCACCCCACAGCGGCUGCAGAUCAUUGAGGACAAAUUCUACGCCAACGUUGACUUUUUCAAGCUCUUCCGGCUGCUCCCCCGUGUGCUGGACAACCACUCCAAUGGCAUUGACAUUCGCUUCUGGGGACGGAUUCUCUCCGCCGCCUCAGAAAAACUACAAGAGCUCUCUCUGAGGAGCAGUUACAGAGAGCUGCUCCAGGUGAUGAGCCCUUUAUUCCAGCACAGCCCGUCCUUCAGUCAGCUGAUGGCUGCCGCUUCCAGCCUGGUGUGCGGCUACAGCGAGGGGGCUUUCUCCCGGGUCACCUCUUUCAAUUGGUAUGAGGACAACAACUACAAAGCCUUCCUGGGCAUUAACAGCAGCAGGGGUCAGGACCACUACACGUAUGACAAGAGCACCACUCCGUUCUGUAAUGACCUGAUGAAGGAACUGGAGUCCAACCCGGUCACCCGGAUCAUGUGGUCCUCUGUCAAGCCCAUGUUGAUGGGAAAGAUCCUUUAUGCCCCAGACUCCCCCGCCGUCCGUCAGAUCAUACGAAACGCCAACACUACAUUUGAAGAGCUGGAGAGGCUCAGAAACAUGGGGAGAGCCUGGGAGGAGGUGGCCCCACAGCUCUGGGCUUUCUUCCAAGAUGGAGUCCAAAUCAGCAUGCUGCGGGAUGCCAUCCGUAACCCGACUGUGAUGGAUUUCAUAGACACGAGUCUAGAGGAGACGCCGUUCUCCACCAAGCACAUCCUCAACUUCCUGUACAAUGGCAUUCCCAAGGAUCGCCCCGAGGACAUGGCCGCCUUUGAUUGGCGGAACAUCUUCAACCUCACUGAUCGUGUCAUCCGUAUGCUCAACCAAUACGGGGAGUGUCUGGUCCUCAAUAAGUUUACUGGCCUGCCUGAUGAGGACAUGGUCACCCACUGGGCCUUGGAUCUGCUGGGGGAAAGCAAGUUCUGGGCAGGUCUCAUCUUUGUGGACAUGUAUUCCUGGACCACCAGGGUCCCGCCUCAUGUCAAGUUCAAGAUCCGCAUGGACAUUGAUGCAGUGGAGCGCACCAAUAAGAUCAAAGACAGAUAUUGGGACCCCGGCCCGAGAGCUGAUCCCAUGGAUGACCUCCGUUAUGUGUGGGGUGGCUUUGCUUACCUUCAGGAUAUAAUAGAACAUGGGAUCAUCAAAUCUCAGACAGGCAAGGAGUGGCCGUUGGGUGUUUACCUGCAGCAGAUGCCCUACCCCUGCUAUGUGGAUGAUCUCUUCAUGCUGACGCUGAACCGCUGUUUCCCCAUCUUCAUGGUGCUAGCCUGGGUCUAUUCCGUGUCCAUGAUAGUCAAGAGCAUUGUGCUGGAGAAGGAGCUCCGUCUUAAGGAGACCCUGAAGACAAUGGGGGUCACCAACGGUGUCAUCUGGUGUACUUGGUUCAUCGACAGUUUCCUCAUGAUGGCUGCUAGCACUGCCCUCCUCACCACCAUCAUUAUGGGAGGGAGGGUGCUCAACUACAGCAACCCCUUCAUCCUGUUCCUCUUCCUGCUCAGCUUCACCACAGCGACCAUCAUGCAAUGCUUCCUCUUCAGUGUCUUCUUCAACAAGGCUAACUUGGCAGCGGCCUGCUGCGGCAUCAUCUACUUCACCCUCUACCUCCCCCACCUCAUCUGCUUCGCCUGGCAGGAACGCAUCACCAAGGACAUGAAGAUCCUUGUGAGCCUUCUGUCCCAGGUGGCCUUGGGCUUCGGUACUGAAUACCUGUCCCGGUAUGAAGAACAGGGCCUGGGUCUGCAGUGGGACAACAUCCAGACGAGCCCUCUGGAGGGGGACGAGUUCUCCUUUCUCACCUCCAUCUGCAUGAUGGGUGUGGACACGCUGCUCUAUGCCCUGCUGGCCUGGUACCUGGACAGCGUCUUUCCUGGCCAAUACGGAAUUGGGCGGCCAUUUUAUUUCCCCAUCCUGCCGUCUUACUGGCUCAACACAGUGACUCCAAUUCCAGGCCCGGAGAAGCCAGAGUCGGAGAAAAAAGCUUUUGGCAACCUGACAAACAAGGAGAAAGCAGAAGAAGAGCCCAAGAGCAAGACAGCGAAGGAGCCGGCUCCAUGUAAACACCAGGACAAACGCGACAGGCUGGCCAAGCAGAGAGAAGAGAAAACACAAACAAACGGCGAGCAGUUCUUUGAGGCAGAACCAGCAGACUUGGUGGAAGGGGUGUGUAUCCAGAACCUGGUCAAGGUUUUCAGCAGUGGCUCCAGACCGGCUGUGGAUGGCUUAAGCAUCAGCUUCUACGAGAGCCAGAUCACCGCCUUUCUGGGCCACAACGGAGCUGGGAAAACCACCACCAUGUCCAUUCUUACCGGUUUGUUUGCCCCCACCUCGGGAACAGCCACCAUCUAUGGCAAGGACAUCCGUACGGACAUGGACACCAUCCGUCUGUCUCUGGGCAUGUGUCCCCAGCAUAAUAUCCUCUUCCAGCAUAUGACUGUCGCAGAGCAUAUCCUCUUCUACUCGCUGUUGAAGGGCAGGCCCAUUGCCGAGGCUGAACAGGAGGCGGAGAACAUGCUUCAGGACCUGGGUCUGCCCCACAAGAGGCAUGAACUAGUCCAGAACCUCUCAGGUGGCAUGCAGAGGAAGUUGUCUGUGGCCAUGGCAUUUGUGGGGGGGGCGAAGGUGGUGAUACUGGACGAGCCCACGUCAGGGGUGGACCCCUACUCCAGACGCUCCAUCUGGGACCUGCUACUCAAAUACCGUGCAGGCCGUACGGUGAUUCUGUCCACUCAUCACAUGGACGAAGCCGACCUGUUGAGUGACCGUGUGGCCAUCAUCUCUCAGGGCCGUCUGUACUGCUGUGGCUCCCCCCUCUUCCUCAAGAAUGGCUUCGGUGCCGGCUUCUACCUCACCCUUGUGCGCCGCGUGAAAUACGAGGCACCCAAGGCCAAGUGUGACUGUAAGGAGGAGUGCUCCUGUAAGUGCUUCAAGUGUUCAAAGUUCAAAGAGGACAAAGAGGAGGCUCCAGUCCAGGCUCCCGACAGACAGAUGGAUGGUGAUGUGGAGAGGAUCACAGCUCUGAUUCAGCACCAUGUGCCCGAGGCUCAUCUGAUCGAAGCCAUCGGACAGGAGCUGACCUAUCUGUUACCUAGUCAGGAUUUCCAGCCCAGGGCAUACGCCAGCCUCUUCAGGGAGCUGGAGGAGACUCUGUCAGACAUCGGCCUCAGCAGCUUCGGUGUGUCCGAUACCUCCCUGGAGGAGAUUUUCCUCAAAGUCACGGAUGACGGAAAAGCUGCCAGCCGCAAAUGUGCACAAGAUCACAGAACGCUGCAAAAGAUUUCUCGGGCCAGUCUCUUUGGAGACAACAGAGUGGCAAUUUGUAUGGAGCCGCCAAAAGAGACAGAUGGGGUUAUCUACACCAAUGGCCUGGGCUGUUCGCCUGAGAAUGAUGCAGGCAAGGGGUCGUACCAGGUCAAAGGUCCGAGUCUGAUCGUCAAACAGUUCUUCGCUCUGUUGAUCAAGAGAUUUCAUCACGCCACACGCUCCCACAAAGAUUUCUUCGCACAGAUUAUUUUGCCAGCCAGUUUUGUGUUCCUGGCACUGACAUUCACGCUGAUCGUGCCACCUUUUGGAGAAUACCCUAGCCUGACCCUUAGCCCCUGGCUGUAUGGGAGGCAGUUUACCUUCUUCAGUAAUGAGCGCCCACUGGAUGCUCAGAUGAGAUACUUUGCUGAGGUGUUGCUGAACAAGCCUGGCUUUGGAACGCGCUGCAUGGUGGAUGAACCACUAGAAGAGUUUCCAUGUAACAACAUUACCACGGAGUGGGAGAUGCCACUGGUUAACCCUAGCUUGAUAGAGAUGUUGGAUGGCUCCGAGUGGAGCGCGCUCAGACCCUCCCCUAACUGCCAGUGCAGCACAGACAGGAAGCUGACCAUGCUCCCUGUCUGCCCAGCGGGAGCUGGAGGACUGCCUCCCCCGCAGAGGAUCCAGUCCACAGGAGACGUUCUGAUGGACCUGACGGGCAGAAACAUUUCUGAUUACCUGGUGAAAACAUACCCAAGUCUUAUCAGAACCAGCUUGAAGAGCAAAUACUGGGUGAAUGAACAAAGAUAUGGAGGUAUAUCAGUGGGUGGACAGCUUCCAAUGUUAGAGGUGGAACCCAAGGCCAUCCAGAGUGUAGCUGUACAGCUGGGACAACUUCUCAAUGUUACCGGGGGAAAGUACUCCAGACAGUCUGUGGCAGAUAUAGGGACUUUCCUGAGGUAUAUGGAGACAAAGAACAAUGUCAAGGUUUGGUACAACAAUAAGGGCUGGCACGCAAUGGUGUCUUUCAUGAAUGUGGCCAACAAUGCCAUCCUCCGAGCCAACUUGCCCAAAGGUGCCAACCUGGAUGAAUAUGGCAUCACUGUCAUCAACCAUCCCCUGAACCUCACCAAGGAGCAGCUCUCUGAAAUCACCAUCCUCAGCACUUCAGUGGAUGCAGUGAUGGCCAUCUGCGUUAUCUUUGCCAUGUCCUUCAUCCCCGCCAGCUUCGUCCUCUACCUCAUCCAGGAGCGGGUCACCCAGGCCAAACACCUGCAGUUUGUCAGCGGCGUCAGCCCCCUUGUCUACUGGGUGGCCAACUUCCUGUGGGACAUGGUGAAUUACUCCAUCAGUGCGGCAAUGGUGGUGGCCAUCUUCAUUUACUUUGAUAAGAAGUGCUACACCUCACCAGCAAACAUCCAACCUCUGGUGGCCCUUCUAAUGCUCUAUGGUUGGUCGGUAACACCAAUGAUGUACCCCAUGUCCUACGUGUUCAGCAUCCCGAGCACGGCCUACGUCUCCUUGUCCUGCAUCAAUCUCUACAUCGGCAUCAACAGCAGUGCCAUCACUUUCAUUCUAGACCUGUUUGAGAGCACCACGGCUCUGUACAAAUGUAACCAGCUCUUAAAGACCCUACUGCUCAUCUUCCCACACUACUGCCUGGGCCGAGGCCUCAUAGAUAUGGCCAUGAACCAGGCCAUAACUGAAGUCUAUGCUCGCUUUGGUGAGGAGUUCAGUCGAGAUCCAUACAGCUGGGACUUUGUGGGGAAGAACCUAGUGUGCAUGGCUGCCGAGGGCUUCGUCUAUUUCUUCUUCAACAUCCUCAUCCAGUAUCGCUUCUUCAUGGAUCACUGGAUACCAGAUGGUCCAAAGCCUCCAAUCCUAGAAGAGGACGUGGAUGUGUUACAGGAAAGAGAGCGUAUUUACAAAGGCAGUAACACCAACGAUAUCUUGUGCAUACAAGACCUAUCCAAGACAUACACAGGAAGCACAAUUCCAGCAGUUGACAGAAUUUGCGUCGGGGUGUCACCUGGAGAGUGCUUCGGUCUACUCGGCAUAAAUGGAGCUGGGAAGACCACCACCUUUAAGAUGUUGACUGGAGACAUCGAUGUUAGCUCAGGAGAAGCCACCGUCACUGGUCACAGUAUUUUAACCAACAUCCUUGACGUGCACCAGAACAUGGGCUAUUGCCCUCAGUUUGAUGCCAUCGAUGAGCUGCUUACAGGCAGAGAACACCUUCACCUCUACGCCCGUCUCAGAGGGGUGCCGGAGUACGAAAUCAGCAGGGUGGCAGAAUGGGCCAUCCAGAAGCUGGGGCUCUCUGAGGACGCGGGAUGCAGUGCUGGGACCUACAGCGGAGGAAACCGGAGGAAACUCUCCACCGCCAUUGCCAUGAUAGGCUGCCCAGCGCUGGUGCUGCUGGAUGAACCCACAACAGGCAUGGAUCCCCACUCUAGGCGCUUCCUCUGGAACUCCAUUAUGAGUGUCAUCCAGGACAGACGGGCUGUGGUCCUCACAUCACACAGUAUGGAGGAAUGUGAGGCCUUGUGUACCCGCUUAGCUAUCAUGGUAAACGGCUCCUUCAAGUGUCUGGGCACAAUUCAGCAUCUCAAAUACAAGUUUGGUGAUGGUUAUGUGGUGACCAUGAAGAUUCGGGCAGCCAAGUUGGGUUGUGUCCCAAACUUGAACCCUGCUGAAGCCUUCAUGGAGACCACCUUCCCUGGCUGUGUCCAAAGAGAGAAACACUACAACACCCUACAGUAUGAGAUCUCCUCCUCCUCCCUGGCUAAGGUUUUUCAGAUGGUCGUGGCUAACAAGGAUAAGCUCAACAUAGAGGACUAUUCAGUGACUCAGACUACUCUUGAUCAGGUGUUUGUUAAUUUUGCCAAGCAGCAGUCAAGGGAAGAUGACACUAUUGUGCUGCAUCCAAGAGCUGCCGGGGCCCGCCGAGAUGUCAAGGGUACACAGAUCAAGUGUUUGGGGAAGUGAACCUUCCCUGGGGACCUUAACAGGGAGAUGCGUUCGUAUCUAACAGAUGAGCUGGUGUACGACUUUGUCAGGUACACAGGGUUAGCAGGCUAGUGUACACUCUACUUUUCUGAGGGAGGAACAGAGGAAAUCUGCUCACCUUGUUUGCCUUGCAAGCUAGAUGAAGUAAAGCUUUGUAGUUCUGGGAAUGUGUAAAACAAGUUGUAACAGUAAGAAAACGCAAACCGCUAAGAGGCCUGUCUGUGUUAAUGGCUUCUUUGACUAUGACAAGGACUUGUAUCUAUGAAACUGUACACCUGUAACAGAGUUUUAUGCAAACUGGUACCCCAACAAGCAUAGAGCCUAUAUCUGCUUCCGAUGCCAAGAAAGAUUAUCUAUUUUUGUAUGGCCUUUUCUAGACAUGCAGUCAUAAUAGUCUUAGCACUUCACGGAUGCAGCAUUAAUCAAAGCAUAAUUUUUUACCAAGAAUUUUGACAGUGAAAGUCUAAUGAAAUCUGCUAUUCUGCUGUUAACUGUUAUGAAAUGCGUUUACAGCUAUGGACUUUACAUUUUGAUUACCAUGUGAUUUUAUAAGUCAAACUUUGCGCUUUAUCAUGUGUGCAGUUCUGGCAUAUUGUAUGCAUAUAUUAUGAUAGGUUGGUCUCAUUAUUAUUAGAUAGCAAAGGUUGUCAUUAAAGUGGUUUCAAACAAAAUCAUCACU
Messenger RNA from Lampris incognitus (smalleye Pacific opah), 7639 nucleotides. Its product is annotated as retinal-specific phospholipid-transporting ATPase ABCA4-like. Bases 1 to 6939 code for a protein of 2312 amino acids. Lineage: Eukaryota; Metazoa; Chordata; Actinopteri; Lampriformes; Lampridae. Gene Ontology annotation, cellular component: membrane; intracellular membrane-bounded organelle. Gene Ontology annotation, biological process: lipid transport; transmembrane transport. The record is from RefSeq and is a predicted model, not a curated record. The transcript is spliced from 51 exons. Gene Ontology annotation, molecular function: ABC-type transporter activity; lipid carrier activity; ATP binding.